Messenger RNA from Olea europaea var. sylvestris, 4150 nucleotides. RefSeq names its product U-box domain-containing protein 4-like. Bases 2505 to 3863 code for a protein of 452 amino acids. Gene Ontology annotation, molecular function: protein binding. NCBI's taxonomy places the organism in Eukaryota, Viridiplantae, Streptophyta, Magnoliopsida, Lamiales, Oleaceae. The record is from RefSeq and is a predicted model, not a curated record. The transcript is spliced from 5 exons. Gene Ontology annotation, cellular component: nucleus; cytoplasm.
CACACCAGUAAUGAUCGAAUCUAUUAUAUUUGCACAUGGAUUUAUAUGCUGAAAUUCUCUCUUGUUUAAAGGGAUGGUCACCAUUUAUUCUGACAAGGUGUUACCAUUUUAUAUUGUUAAACUUGUGGAAUUAAGUUAUUUUAAACUAUGAACUUUUCACUUUUCCACCUUUUUAAUCUGGUUAAAUAAUGUGUAACUAUAUCAACUUAUGUCAAACUUACUUUCCGUUUAUCAAUUUUUUGGAUGCACGCAUUUUCAUCGAAUACACGUGGAAGUAAAUUUUUGGUCCAUUUAAACCUACAGGAUUCUUAUUAGUUAUAAAUGCUUCUCCAUGAGUUUGCAUGCAAAAUAACUAAUCCAUCACCAAUCCCAUUAAAUCUCGCCCUUUGCAUUUGGAAUAACCUCCCUUCACACUGAAAAUAAAAGAAAACUGUGAAUAAAUUACCACAACAAUGUAAAGUGGAUCUAUUUAGCACUUGAAGAUGAAAUAGUUAUUUUUUAUUUUGCCUGUGACUCUGAGAAUUUUUUUCAACUUUGGGUUAUGGGAUGUUAUAAUGUAAUGGUGUAAAUAACUAUCAAAAUUUGAAAUAUAAGAAUUUAUGUUUCAAACUGUUCUGAUGUGUAGGAACGGACUUUCCAAGUGCCCACAAACUUUCACAACCUAAUGAAUAUUCUAAAAUGACUAACAAUGGCAGAAAAUAAUAACGUGAGAAAUAAUAAAACCCCAAGAAGUGAAAAUUGUGCAAUGCAUUUUGAAACUUUUCCGUGAAAACUGCACAAAAAGCAUGCUGCAAAAGCAAAAACUGGUUAAGGAAAUAUGUGCCUUGUGCUUUAUCGAUUUUCUCCUAUGAAGAAAUUGUCUAGGUUGCUUAAUGGUCAUACUACGUACACCAUCUUUGCAUAUAAUUAUUAGAUUCAAUUAUCUAACUAAGGAAUAUAUCUAAGGAGUUACUAGGCUAAUUAUAAUCUGAUUGUAGUUAUAAUCUGGGAAAUUAAGGUAAUCCUAUUACGGUGUAGUGUUUAUCUACCUAUCAACAUUCCUCUUCCAGCUGGAUGGACUGGUUCCAAUAUUUUUGUCAUUCCUGGAUUGCAAAUUAUGGGUUGAAAUAACUGCCUUUGGAGCACUUUAGCAAACAUAUACUGAUUGUUCUUUUGAUGAGAUAAAUAGUAUGCAAUGACACCAUUAUCUAGCUUUCCUUUUUAAAGUGUCAAUCUAUCUCUGUAUGCCUAGUUAUAUCAUGCUUAACAUGGCUUUGAGCUAUAUUAUAGCUUCUUUAUUAUCAUACAGUCUCUUAGCUGCAUCCUUGUACACUUGAUCUCCUUCAUUAGGGAUCUUAGCCAAAUUAGUUCACAAAUAGAUUGUAGCAUAUAUUGAAUUCUGCUUUUGCACUUGAUCUAGCUAUAACUUGUUUUUCACCUAGUUAUUUCCAUAAAUGUACAGUACCCAGUGCCUAGUGGUCAAUCUUCUAUAAUUAUAACAGUAGGCAUCGAGCUUUAGAUGACUACUCCUUGUGAAGAUAAAUGCCUUUGCCAACAUGUACCCAAGUACCUCAAAAAUCUUACUUUAUCAUUCAGUUGUUCCGCAUUUGGAGCAUGUAUGAACUAUUUUACUACAUUCUUAGUGAAUGCAAUAUCAGGUCUAGUAUGUGGCAAGCAUAAGUUUUGCCAAUAAGCCUCUGGAUAUCAAUCCUAGUUCACUACCCUUGGUUUUGCUUGUUUUUCAAUCUUGUGACUAACAUCUAUUAGUGUAUCAGCUGGCUUGCAUCCUAACUUACCUGUGUUCUUUAGAUGGUCUGAGGCAUACUUUUAUUGGGCUAGAAAGAUUAUACAACUUGCUGCUUAUUUUUUGUAAUUUAAGCCCUAUUUGAAUAAUAUUAAAAUUUAGAACAAGUAUUAGUCGGAUAUUUCUUCUUCUUCUUCCAGUUUUUGGUGCAUGCCUGUCAAAGGGAUCAUUGUCCUGUAACAGGGAAAAAGAGAAACGUUAGGUUCUUUCAAUUUUGAUAUUCAUAUAUAAUAUUCAUAUCUUUGGUCUUUAACCUCACCACCAUGCUUAAUGGAACAAAAUUACUUUUUAUCAAUGUAAAAUUUGCAUUAACAUCUAAUUUUAGCUUUUGGUUACUAGGAAAUUUAUGACGUAUUGCUUUAUUUUACUUGUUGUGAGUAAGUGUGCCCUCCAUUUAUUAACUUCAAUUGCAAGCCCAAAGCUUAUGUGUUUGUACACGGCUGCUCGUUACAUUCUCACUUUGUUAAUUGUUUGUUGCUGACGGUGAUAUUUAAGAUGCAUACUUGGGAUUUGGCUUCAAUGUCCUACAACUUAUUCUCUCUUUGAUGGCUUAUCUCAUGAAAGCGAAAGCCUGGUUUAUAUUUGGUCUCUCAUGUUGAACUGAGAGACUAUCCUAGUAUUUUCCCAGAUAUGCACACAUAACUGCAUCUUGUCUGCACCACAGACACUUGCUUUUACAUUUUUCCUUACUUAUUGAAUAUGUUGCAGAAACUUUUAUUUUAUGAGCUUAUUCUUCUAUGGUUGCUUUACUGAGAUGAUGAUUUAUUUGAUGUCCCAGGGGAUGGAGAUAUCAGUGCUAAAAUCACUUCUCAACAGCAUAGCCAGUGUUUUUCAAUUGUCAUCUCGUGAAAGCAUAAAAUGUGAACCAGUUCAGAAAUAUCAUCAAAAGAUUGAAGAGAUGUUGAAGUUAUUAAAGCCCAUACUUGAUGCCAUUCUUGAUGCUGAAAUUCCUAAAGACGAAAUACUUCAAAAAGAAUUUGCUGGACUAUGCCAGUCUGUUGACAAUUUACGAGAGAUGUUUGAAAACUGGGAGCCACUCAUGAGUAAAGUUUAUUUUGUUUUACAAGUUGAAUUACUGAUGGAAAAGAUCCGGAUUUCUAGUUUGGAAAUUCUUGAAUUGUUGAAAGUUUGUGCUCCAUGCUUACCUGAUGAACUAAGUGCUGCAUCCCUUGAGAAAUGUGUACAGAAAAUUAAGCGUAUAAGAUGUGGCCUAACAUCAGAAAUAAUCACAAAAGCUGUUAAGGAUCAUGUGGAGGGCUCGGGAGCCAACUCUGAGUGUCUGGCAAAAAUUUCUGAUAUCCUGGGAUUAAAGUCAAACCAGGAACUUCUAAUUGAGGCCGUGGCCCUUGAGAAAUUCUUAUUGGUGAAUCUACUACUUUCAACUGACUCAAAAGUACAAGAAAAUGCUGUUACUGCUCUUCUCAACCUAUCAAUUAAUGACAAUAACAAGAAUGCAAUUGCAAAUGCUGAUGCAAUUCAACCUCUGAUACAUGUCCUUGAGACAGGCAGCCCUGAAGCUAAGGAAAACUCGGCUGCCACUCUUUUUAGUCUCUCGGUGAUUGAAGAAAACAAAAUCAAGAUUGGAAGGUCUGGGGCAAUCAAACCCCUUGUUGAUCUAUUGGGAAAUGGAACUCCAAGAGGCAGGAAAGAUGCUGCCACAGCUUUGUUUAACUUGUCAAUAUUUCACGAGAACAAGGCCCGUAUUGUGCAGGCAGGUGCUGUGAAGUACCUCAUUGAAUUGAUGGACCCUGCUACUGGAAUGGUCGAUAAGGCAGUCGCUGUUUUAUCUAAUCUUGCUACUAUCCACGAGGGACGGAUAGCAAUUGGUCAGGAAGGAGGAAUCCCUGUCCUGGUUGAAGUGGUCGAGCUGGGCUCGGCUAGAGGUAAAGAGAAUGCAGCUGCUGCUCUCCUCCAGUUGUGCACUAAUAGCAGUAGAUUUUGCAUUAUGGUUCUCCGGGAAGGAGCUGUUCCCCCAUUAGUGGCAUUAUCACAAUCUGGGACGCCUAGAGCCAGAGAAAAGGCUCAAGAACUUCUUAGGUACUUUAGGAACCAGCGACAUAACAAUUCCGGUAGGAGAUGAUUUCGCUUUCAACCUUUUGCCAUGGCAUAUAUUGAGGUUUAGAUUGUAGCCAAUGUGUAGAUUCAGUGUUGCAAAUUAUGUGAAUGGUGAUCCGAAAUGUUGGUUUCUUUCUUUUCUUUUUCUUUUUUAUUUAUACUUCUCUUCAACUUCGUGGAAAGAAAAUUUGAUUUAUAGGGGGGGCAUUAUUUGUAUUUAGAAAUAUAUUUAUACCUGUAAGUUUUCCUCAUAGGAUUUUAUAAUGUGAUUUGGCAAAGACGGUGAGUUAUUUUCAUUUUUUUGCGUUGGAA